Messenger RNA from Rubroshorea leprosula, 1719 nucleotides. Lineage: Eukaryota; Viridiplantae; Streptophyta; Magnoliopsida; Malvales; Dipterocarpaceae. The record is from the annotation of a GenBank genome assembly.
AACUUUGGAAGGGAAUUGGAAUUGGAAGUGAUCAAGCAAAGCCAUGAACUUGGAUGAAGGAGGACUGGAGUCUGAGCCAGUUAGCCCGACUGGAGUGUACUUCAACAGCUCUGCCUUGUCAAUAUGCAUUCUUUGUGUCCUGGAAUUUGAAGUCCCCAUUGAUGACUCUCCAACCAUGACAUUGCUCAAGGAUGUUUUUCUCCCCAUCAAUCCUCGCUUUUCUUCUAUCAUGGUUAGAGACGAAAAUGGGGCGAAGCAGUGGAAGAAGGUCGAGGUAAAGCUGCAAGACCAUGUAAAAAUCCCUGUUUUUCCCUCUGGAUUGUCACCAGAGUCCUAUGACAAAUAUUUCACUGACUAUCUUUCAAGGAUAGCAAUGGAGCAGCUUCCUCAGAACCGACCUUUGUGGGAAAUUCACAUCAUAAAAUACCCCACCAGUCAUGCAGCUGGUAAUGUGGUGUUCAAGCUUCACCACGCCCUUGGUGAUGGCUACUCUCUCAUGGGUGCUCUUCUUUCUUGUUUACAAAGAGCGGAUGAUCCUUCUUGUCCAUUGACAUUUCCAUCACUUGGGGCAGUGACCUCUUCUGUGCCUAAAAUGAACAUCAUUAAUUCUGCUUUCAACACCCUAUCAGAUUUUGUUUGGACCCUUUUGAAGAGCUGUUGGUUUGAAGAUGACAGAUCAAGGAUUCGAUCAGGAAGUGUAGCUGUGGAAUUUAAGCCAAUGGUCAUUUCUACCAUUACAUUCUCUCUCAAUCAGAUCAAACAAAUCAAGACCAUGCUUGGAGUUACUAUAAAUGAUGUGAUUACGGGAAUAAUCUUUUUUGGAACUCGAUUAUACAUGCUGGAAAUGAGCAAUAAGAUGAGUAAUGAAGAUUCUACAGCACUGGUGCUGUUCAAUACAAGGAACAUUGGUGGAUACAAGUCAGUGAAGGAGAUGAUCAAACCUGAUCCUAAUCACCAAUGGGGAAACCAAUUCGGAUUCUUGCAUAUAUCAAUACCGGAUUUGACAAGCUCCGAGCAUGCUGAUCCACUUGAAUUUGUUCUGAAAACACAGAAAUCAAUCACAAGGAAAAGAAGCUCUGGUGUGGUGCAUCUUACUGCUCAGCUUCUCGAGGCUGUGAAGAAAUUUAGGGGCCCUGAGGCAGCUGCAAGAUUCAUCCACAGUACACUGAGGAACUCUAGCAUGACCAUUUCGAAUGUGGUUGGACCAGUUGAAGCAAUGACAUUGGCUAAUCAUCCAGUCAAAGGCUUGUACUUUUUGACACUUGGUUCACCUCAGAGUCUUACCAUAUCAGUUUUAAGUUACACGGGAAAGCUAAGAGUUGCUGUAGGAACAGAGAAAGGCUUCAUAGAUGAGGAAAAGUUCAGAGUUUCCAUAGAGAAUGCCUUUGAUAUGAUAUUCAAGGCUGCCCUCAGAACUGAUCAACAGGUGAAGACAGAAGACCACAAUAUCGAAGCAUAGGGAAAAACAUGUAAUACUAUCUAUUGUCCGUUAUUUUUGUCUGUUACCGGUGGAUAUUCGAGUUUUUAAUCUUGUCAUUAGAAUCAAGACUCUUUAAGUUUUAACAUUAGUUUUAAGGCUUGGAACCUCACCAUGUAGAAGGAAAAGCCCGCAGGUGUGGUUAAUAAUUUUUGUUACAACUAGACCUCAAGGUGUGUUUUGUGCAUUUUGUUUGCAUUGAAUUUGAUUAGGUGUUUUUUAAAUAUAAAUUUUUUAUUAAU